This is a messenger RNA of Diaporthe citri, 1464 nucleotides long. RefSeq lists its product as uncharacterized. Gene Ontology annotation, molecular function: hydrolase activity, hydrolyzing O-glycosyl compounds; cellulose binding. NCBI's taxonomy places the organism in Eukaryota, Fungi, Ascomycota, Sordariomycetes, Diaporthales, Diaporthaceae. Gene Ontology annotation, cellular component: extracellular region. The transcript has 5 exons. Gene Ontology annotation, biological process: cellulose catabolic process. The record is from RefSeq and is a predicted model, not a curated record. The coding region runs from base 1 to 1464 and encodes 487 amino acids.
AUGGCCGUCAAACAAGUUCUUCUCGCCGCUGCCCUGGCCAGCGUGGCUCUGGCUGCCCCCGUCGAGGAGCGACAGAACUGCGGCAGCGUGUACUCCCAGUGUGGCGGAAUCGGCUGGUCGGGAGUGACUUGCUGCGCGUCUGGGUCGGCCUGCAACAAGGUCAACGAUUAUUACUCCCAGUGCCUGCCCGGCUCGGCUGCGGGCAGCUCCACCGCCGCCACGACAUCCAAGGCCACCACCACCGCGGCCCCGUCGUCGACGACCUCCAAGGUUACGACCAGCGCGACCACCUCCAAGGCGAGCACCACCAGCGCAGGCUCCGCGACCACCUCGUCCAAGCCGUCCACCACGAUUUCUGGAGGUGCCGGCACCACCGCCUCGUACAGCGGCAACCCCUUCGUCGGCGUCAACCAGUGGGCCAACUCGUACUAUGCCUCUGAGGUCUCGUCCUUGGCCAUCCCAAGUCUGUCGGCGGCCCAGGCCGCCAAGGCCGCCGCGGUUGCCAAGGUGCCCAGCUUCCAAUGGCUCGAUACCGCCGACAAGGUCGACACCCUGAUGGCAAGCACCCUUGCCGACAUCCGCACCGCCAACAAGGGCGCCACCACGCCGUAUGCCGGCCUGUUUGUGGUGUAUGACCUCCCCGACCGUGACUGCGCGGCGGCCGCCUCCAACGGCGAGCUGAGCUACGCCAACGGCGGCGCCGCCAAGUACCAGGCGUACAUCGACUCGAUCCGCAAGCAGCUCAUCGCCUACUCGGAUAUCCGGGUCCUGCUUGUCAUCGAGCCCGACUCGCUCGCCAACCUGGUGACGAACCUCAACGUCGCCAAGUGCGCCAACGCCCACGACAACUACCUGCUGUCCACGCAGUACGCCCUCAAGCAGCUCAACCUGCCCAACGUCGCCGCCUAUAUGGAUGCUGGCCACGCCGGCUGGCUGGGAUGGCAGGCCAACUUGCAGCCUGCCGCCGACCUGUUCGCCAAGGUGUACAAGGAUGCCGGCUCCCCGGCUGCCGUGCGUGGGUUGGCGACGAACGUAGCCAACUACAACGCCUGGAGCGUCGCCACCGCCCCGUCUUACACCCAAGGUAACGCCAACUACGACGAGUCGCACUACGUCCAGGCCAUCUACCCUCUCCUCAAGGCCGAGGGCUUCGACGCGCAUUUCAUCACAGACCAGGGACGCUCCGGCAAGCAGCCCACGGGCCAGGCGGCAUGGGGAGACUGGUGCAACGCCUUGGGAACUGGUUUCGGGUUGCGCCCUUCCUCCAACACGGGCCUCGACAUCGAGGAUGCCUUCGUCUGGGUCAAGCCCGGCGGCGAGUCGGACGGCACCAGCAACCAGACCGCCACCCGGUACGACUUCCACUGCGGGCAGUCCGACUCCCUCCAGCCCGCCCCCGAGGCCGGCACCUGGUUCCAGGCGUACUUCGCGCAGCUCCUGACCAACGCCAACCCGGCUUUCUAA